AGUAUCGCAUGUCGCAAAAUUAUAAUGUUAAGUAGAAAAUCAACUGUCUUGAUGAUAUAAAUAUUUAUUUAUUUUCUAAUUAUUACAUACCAGUUACAACUUAUUGCAAAAAAAUUAACAAUUUAGAGUUCUACAUCAUGCCUAAUAACAAAGACAUUGGAGACGGGUUCCUGGAAAUAACUGGUAGAAAAAAAAUCAAGAAGAAAAUCCUGUAUAAAAAUGAGAACAAAAAUAGAAUGCGUGCUGUUGUGGGUCAACUUCAUAGUUUGGAUUUAUUCGAAAAGAAAUUAUUAAAGGUAGAGGUUGAAAUGAUAGCAUCAGAUUUUUUGAAAAGAAAUUUACGUACGCUGCAAAAAAUUUUGAGCAUGAUUAAAUUGGAAAAAUUCAAAAGAAUGAUAUGUUUAGGAAUUGGGCCAUUCUCAUUCAACAUUGAUUGCUUGCAUCAGUUGGCCUUUUUUAUGAUUUUGAUCAAAAAAUUUGAUAUAAGAGACGUCGAAUUUUAUGAUCCUGUCUUAACUGAACAUGAAAAAAUAUUUUUAACCUCCAAAAACAUUAAAAUAACGCCUGAAAAUUAUGAAGGAUUCUAUUCUAUAGACAGCAGCACGCUUGUUUGUCUGCCGCAUUGUCCAGUGGAAUUAACAAAUAAUAUUUUGUGGCAAAAUUGGAGUCCAAACUCGCUAAGUAAAAUUGUGUUACUCUGUAAUAGCAUAGAUGAGGUUUUAGCAAAGAAUUCUGAAACGGCAAAUGAAAAUUACAAGGAAUUAAAAAAAAUAUCGUCGUGCAUUAAAGAAUUUCCUUUAGAAAAUAAUUACUGCUUUCGAGAUAUUUUUAACAAUAUGGCUUUUCAUUUAUUUGAUAUGCAAUCAGAAAAAUUAUCAAGUGAAGGAUUUUGGGUAAAAGAAAGCAAACCUUUAGUUUCAUCUGCAGAAAUGAUCACAAAUGAUUUAGAAAAAAUCAAGAUAUAAAUUCAUGCUGCUAAAGAAUUGGCAGAAGGAAAACACGUCAUUUUCGCAUGAAAAUUCAGGUAAUGAAUUAUAAGUGCGAAUCAAAAUCACUUAAGCUGUAUUGUUAAAAAGCACAAGUACUUUGAAAAUGAAAUAUAUAUACCUGAAAAAUGUGCACCGGUUACUUAUAAUAGAGUAUAAUUUACCUGAAAUAAAACACAGUAUUUGAAAUU
Molecule: messenger RNA, 1177 nt
Organism: Condylostylus longicornis
Lineage: Eukaryota; Metazoa; Arthropoda; Insecta; Diptera; Dolichopodidae
Product: SRR1-like protein
Exons: 2
Coding region: 138-965 (275 amino acids)
Biological process (GO): microtubule-based process
Cellular component (GO): cytoplasm; nucleus
Source: RefSeq, a predicted model, not a curated record